This is a messenger RNA of Cucurbita pepo subsp. pepo (vegetable marrow), 3284 nucleotides long. Its product is annotated as zinc finger CCCH domain-containing protein 41. Gene Ontology annotation, cellular component: nucleus. The record is from RefSeq and is a predicted model, not a curated record. Gene Ontology annotation, molecular function: metal ion binding; RNA binding. Lineage: Eukaryota; Viridiplantae; Streptophyta; Magnoliopsida; Cucurbitales; Cucurbitaceae.
CUCGUUUUGCAAUUUUUCCUAAAUUUAUUUGGUACGGUACAAUCGUCGUCGUCGUCGUCUCUCUCUCUCUCUCUCUUCUCUCUCGGUCUAGAAUCCUGUUUGCUGUUCACAGCUCCGAAGGGGGCCAUAUACGAGGUCAGGGUUGCGAAGGAAACCCUCACGAGCGCGCGCGCUCUCCUUCUCUCUCUCUCUCUCUCUCGCCGGACCUCCGUUGAAUCGCUAAACGCCGGCGGGGUUUUCGUACAACGAUCUUGUCUUUUUUUAUCGGCUCUGUUCCUCUUCAAAUGCGCUUCGUUUUAUCUUCUUGCUUUGCUCUCCGCUAAUUCCAUAGCCGAGUUUCCAUGCUCUGACUAAUUCAAGCGUUUCGAGGCGCUGUCUGGAUCAAUUUCUCGGAGAAUAUUCGGUUACAAGAACUAAAUAUAGUCAUUGCAGUCCUGGAUACAAGACGCUCUUUUAAGCAAUAAGGGAUCAUUCUGGUUUUUGCUGGGAGACAAAUGGAACUGAAAGUUUCAUAUCCUAAGCUGGGCAUUUCUUCCUCUGAAUAUGUAAGUGAUCCCGAGGAAAAGGAUAUUAGUGAUGACGAAGAUGAUGAUCGAAACCAUAAGCAUAGGAGGCGGGAGACACGCUCUCAGUCUUUGGAAAGAGAUACACGUGAACAUGUUUUGAGGCCAUAUGGUAAGCGUAGUAAACCAUCUGAAAAUGGACGUAGUAUUAGGGACAACGAUUCUCAAGCCAAUGAAGCUUGGAAGUCCUUCAAUACUCCCACUCUUGAGAAAGACAUACCUGGGAAAUUUGAUAAAAGACGCUUGGGUGCAGUGCCAGGAGCUCGACUGGCUGGGGAUUUCAACCAAAGGAUCAGGGCAAACCAGACGUUUUCUGGUGACCUAAGUUCUGGUAGAGGAAGAGGAAGGGAGUCUGGCACUUGGAACCAGUUUGAUUCAAGAUUUAGUCCUGUUGAUAUUGCUUCCCAAAUUGUUCACCGUGGGCCUUUUCCUCCUAGUCUAUUUGCUGGAAGGGGUUUACCAAGUGUUUCUACUGCACAAACUGCACCAUGGAAUGCAUUUGGAUUACUACCAGGAAUUCCAAAUAGUGGGCUAGAAACGAUGCACCCCAUUGGUUUGCAGGGAACACUUAGACCUCCAAUCAACCCUCCUCUGAACAUAGGCAUACCUCGCCAGAGAUGUAGAGAUUUUGAGGAGCGUGGAUUUUGCCUUAGAGGAGAUAUGUGUCCUAUGGAGCAUGGUAUUAACCGCAUCGUAGUUGAAGAUGUCCAGAGUCUUUCUCAAUUUAACCUUCCUCUGUCGCUUCCAAAUGCACACCUAAUGGGGAAAACUACUGGAUCUCUGCCUGCAGUUAGCACAACUUCUACGACAGUAAUGAGCGGCAAAGGAUUGCUUGGAAAAAAUAGCAAGCCUGGUGUAGGAGAUGAUUCAUUGCCCUUUCAUGGUGUAUAUUCAGGUUCUGGUAGUGCAACUGAAGCUGACUUGUAUGACCCUGAUCAACCCCUAUGGAACAACAAUUGUCCUGAGAAACCAAAUGCACUCUCAGGCAUGCAUUCAUCAAAGAUUGAUGAUGUUGAAUCCUUGAUGGGAGAUGAUCCUUCUGAUAGAAAUCAGGUUAGGAAAUGUGAUGCUGCUGAUAAUGGAUGCUCUAGUAGAAUUACUGCAACAAGUGGUUCACAGGGUACUAGUUCUUCUGUCUGGGGUAGAGUUGGGUCGAGGAAUAGACAAGAUGUGAAAGGGAAACUUGAUCCAGUAAAUUCCUCUGGUUGUCUUGAUAAUGAAGUGAAGGAACACAAUGAGGUACUGACUAGUGUUCAAGGAAAUUCUCACCAACAAAAGCACAUGGCUCAGGGUGAUGCUCACACUGAAGCAGGAAAUUUACCUCACAAGGCACUGAAUGAUGCCAAUGCCAUGCGUACUAUGCGCAAACCAUCUCAGAAAGCAUUACGUACUUUGUUUGUCAAUGGGAUUCCACUACAAAGCAACAAAACAGAGACACUUCUUUCUCAUUUUAAAAAAUAUGGUGAGGUCAUUGACAUCUAUAUUCCAGCAAAUAGUCAACGUGCUUUUGUUCAGUUCUCAAAAAGGGAAGAGGCAGAAGCUGCUCUUAAGUCACCUGAUGCUGUUAUGGGAAACCGUUUUAUCAAACUUUGGUGGGCCAAUCGUGACAGCAUUCCUGAUGCUGGUGUAGGCAGUAAUAAUGGUAUUCAUGUUCCUCCACGUCAUAUUGCAGCUGUUUCACUUCUUCCACUUGUUGUCAAAGGAAAGAAUAGUGUCCAGGUUUCCACUUCAAAGGGCAGUGUUUCCCAUCCGUUGGAAUCUUCUUUAGCUGCCCCAGAUCACUCUCAUGCUUUCAGCAGCCCAAAGGUUUCUUCUCCUUUGCAGAAGAAAUUAGAGAAUCUGGAACAGUUAAAGGAGGAACUCCGGAAGAAACAAGAAAUGCUAGACAUGAAGCGGAAUGAUUUUAGGCGCCAGUUAGAUAAACUUGAAAAACAAGCCACAGGAAACAAAGGCGAAACAGUCGUUGGGUUCUCCGCAAAACGACUUAAAGUGGGAAUAGAGGCUGACGCUAGUAAACUUGUUACUCCAAAGGCCAGCGAUUCUGGCAUUGCUUUGGCAUCACCACACACUGAGGCGAGUGGGGAGCAUGUGGAGUGCCCUUGUCCUGAGCCAACCACAUCUAUUGUACAACAGGAAUCCUCAAAGUUUGAGCCUGUUCAUCCAUUGUCAUCCGAAACACCUUUUGAUGUUGAUGGAGAUAAAUCAGGGAGCUGUUCUACUGGAUUUAGAGUUGUUCCUCCUUUACCAGUCGACUUUGCCAAUGAGGAUGUGAUAAAGAAACAUUUCUCAUCGUUGGGUGAUGUUUGUACGGUGGAGCUAGUUUCGGAAGAUGGCGAUCGGAUUUCAAACGCAUCUAACAACUGCUCAGCUAAUGUCACUUUUUUAACCCGUCAUUCAGCUGAAAGAGCAUUCAAAGAUGGCAAAUCCUGGCAAGGUCAAGACUUGAAGUUAAUAUGGUUAUCUGGUAGUGAAGGUGAAGACCACGAUGGCGCUUUGUCCGACGACGCAUCUCGAGAUGCAGACAUGGAGCCUGAAAGUGAACCAGAAAGCAUCCUUUUGAAGGAGGAAACCCCAUAUCAUACAGAAUCCCAGAAUUCAACAUGAAACCACAGCAUCCAGCCUUUUGGAAACAGGUAAAAAGUGUCGCCAAUGGUAGAAAGAGACAUGAUUUAAGCAUUUUUAUGGUUUAGGAGGCGUUCUUUUUGGAGCAUUUUUCAUGCC